UUGGUGUAUGCGGGGAGAGGGGGUGGUACGUUAGGGUUUAGCCCAGGCCAACGUGAAGUGCUUAUUCGAGGAAUACAUGAAAAGACGUUUUCAUAUUCAUAAAUCUUGAAGCUUAUCGGCUGGGUAACUGUUUGCCCGUGCACAAUCCUUACAGUAUGAAGGGAAGUGAAUGGCGCAGUUUGGCUGGUCGAUGGCAGGACCGGCUGAGCUGGUGAAGUGACGUGAAGUGGUCUUGCCAGACCAUGAAGAAGACAAGCAAGUCACGCAGCCAGGAGGCGGCGCCCUCGGCCGACAGGCUCGCCGAGCUGCGGCCAGAGGGCUCGGCCGACGGCGACCGGAUGCCGGAGGCGGCCGCCGAGCUCGUGGCCGCGCUCAAGGAGAAGAAGCUGUCGUCGGGCUCGCUGACGGCCGGAGACUCCAGCCGACCCAAGACCGUCACCGUCAAGGUGGACGAGAACAAGCCCAAGCCGACCGUCAAGAAGAACAAGCCGAUCCAGGCCGACCUGGACGUGGCCAAGGAGUUCCUGCGCUGUCGGGAGGAGGGCGCCCGCCGUCUCGACCUCAGCAAGUCGAACAUCACACACCUGCCGGCGACGGUGCGUGACAUGACCGAGCUGCACGAGCUCUACCUGUACGGCAACAAGCUGACGACGCUGCCGGCCGAGAUGGGCUGUCUCACCGGCCUGCAGACGCUGGCGCUCAACGAGAACUCGCUGACCCAGCUGCCCGACUCGCUAGCGCACCUCACCUCGCUGCGCGUGCUGGACCUGCGGCACAACAAGCUGAACGAGAUACCUGAUGUGGUUUACAAGCUGACCAACCUCACGACCCUGUUCCUGAGGUUCAACAGAAUCAAAGUAGUUGGAGAUGAUAUACAGAAUCUAGUGAACUUGACGAUGCUGAGCCUGCGCGAGAACAAGAUCCGCGAGCUGACGCCGGGCGUGGGCCGCCUGGUCAAGCUGGUCACCUUCGACAUCUCGCACAACCACCUGGAGCACCUGCCGGAGGCGAUCGGCCACUGCGUCCACCUCUCGACGCUGGACCUGCAGCACAACGAGCUGCUCGACAUACCGGAGACCAUCGGCAAUCUGCGCGCGCUCACGCGACUCGAGCUCAGAUACAACCGGCUCACGGAGAUACCCAAGUCGCUGGCCAAGUGCGUGUUCAUGGACCAGUACAACAUGGAGGGCAACAGCGUGGCGCGCCUGCCGGAGGGCCUGCUGUCGGCGCUCAAUAGCCUGACCAGCGUCACGCUGGCUAGAAACUGCUUCACUAGCUUCCCCGUGGGUGGGCCGGCGCAGUUCACCAACGUGGACUCAAUCAACAUGGAGCACAACCAAAUCGACAAGAUCCCGUACGGGAUCUUGUCGCGGGCGCGCCACCUAACCAAGCUGAACAUGAAGGACAACCUGCUGACCUCGCUGCCGAUGGACAUUGGCACCUGGGAGCACAUGGUGGAGCUCAAUCUGGGCACCAACCAGCUGACCAAGGUGCCGGACGAUAUCCAGCACCUGCAGAGCCUGGAGGUGCUCAUCCUCUCCAACAACAUGCUCAGGCGUCUGCCGUCAACGCUCGGCAACCUGCGGAAGCUGCGGCUGCUGGACCUGGAGGAGAACCAGCUGGAGACGCUUCCCAACGAGAUCGGCUACCUCCGCGAUCUGCAGCGGCUGGUGCUGCAGAGCAACUGCCUCACCUCGCUGCCCAGGGCGAUCGGGCUGCUGACCAAUCUGACCUACCUGAGCGCGGGCGAAAAUAACAUCGGCCACCUAGUGGAGGAGGUGGGCAACCUGGAGUCGCUGGAGUCGUUGUACAUCAACGACAACCCGAACCUGCACAGUCUGCCGUACGAGCUGGUGCUGUGCUCGAACCUGCAGCUGCUGAGCCUGGAGAACUGCCCGCUCUCGCACAUCCCGCCCGAGAUCGUGGCGGCCGGCCCCAGUCUGGUCAUACAGUUUCUGAAGAUGCAGGGUCCGUACCGGGCGAUGUGACACGCCAGGGCAGCGUUCCAGCAGUGCCGCCCGACUGCCGCUCGUGCGUGGGAGGCGCCUCGGAGUGGCUCGGCGGCCGCCUGCUAGCCGGGCAGAGGGCGCCGCGAGCGGGCCGCGCCGUCGGACUUGGCGUGAGCCGCGCGCCAAGCGCCGUACCCCGUUAUGUACCCU
Molecule: messenger RNA, 2159 nt
Organism: Pollicipes pollicipes
Lineage: Eukaryota; Metazoa; Arthropoda; Thecostraca; Pollicipedomorpha; Pollicipedidae
Product: leucine-rich repeat protein soc-2 homolog
Exons: 11
Coding region: 243-1988 (581 amino acids)
Molecular function (GO): protein binding
Source: RefSeq, a predicted model, not a curated record